Gloeophyllum trabeum ATCC 11539 is the source of this 4209-nucleotide messenger RNA. RefSeq lists its product as uncharacterized. The transcript is spliced from 34 exons. The record is from RefSeq and is a predicted model, not a curated record. Gene Ontology annotation, biological process: transmembrane transport. NCBI's taxonomy places the organism in Eukaryota, Fungi, Basidiomycota, Agaricomycetes, Gloeophyllales, Gloeophyllaceae. Gene Ontology annotation, cellular component: fungal-type vacuole membrane; fungal-type vacuole. Gene Ontology annotation, molecular function: ATP binding; ABC-type peptide transporter activity; ATP hydrolysis activity. The annotation marks the transcript as partial.
GUGAACACCAUGACUACCCCAUGGGGCCCAAAUUUGCACUAUCCCCCAGAGCACAUAUACUCUGAGAAGGUCGUCGAGGCGAUAACGUCUCGCUACGAAGAUAACGUCUGCGGAGUUGUCGGGGCAUCUAUUUGGGACACCCUCCUGUUCUCCUACACGACCAAGGUCGUCAUGCUCGGCAACGUCUCCGAAAGCCUGGACAUUGGCGACCUGCCCAUCGUCCCCGCCGACAUGCGCGCCGUGAACCUCUUCGCACGCAUGCGCGCCACCCUCCGCGCGGUGAAGCUGCGCAUCGGCAAGUGGACGCCUAAGCCGGGCUCGGGGUGGGAGCUGGGCUACCGCCUGCUCCGCGUUAACGCGGGGCCUCUGGCGCUGCAGAUCUCCCUGGCGGCGAUAUCCGCGUGUCUGUUCUACGCGCCGGCGUAUUUCCUCAGGAAGCUCGUGAAUUACCUAGAGGUGGACCCGGAACGCCAGCAAAGGGGAUGGGGUUUCGCGUAUUGCGCUGGGCUGUUCUUUGUGAACGCCAUCACUUAUCUAAUUACGGGGCAAUUGUGGUCUAUAUCAACUACCACGCUGCAAGUGCGCAUCCGCGUCCAGCUGAACUCCAUCCUGUUCGCGAAGACGCUCGUGCGGAAGGACGUCGUCUCCUCUUCGGGCUCCGUGCCCGGCGAAGAGGACGAUAACAAGAAGAAGGCCGAUCCACCUCAGGAUGGCGAGCAGGCGGAUAAUAAGAAAGACGAAGACGAGGCUGAAUUUUCGAGCAAGGCGCAGGUUAUGACUCUCAUGACAACCGACGUCGAUCGCGUGAGCGAGUUUGCGUGGCAUCUGUUCACUCUCAUAGAUUCGCCCAUCGAGAUUGUCAUUGGAACAAUGUUCCUAUAUAGUCUUCUCGGCGUGUCCUGUUUCAUCGGUCUCGCUGUGACCUGCUUGUUCCUCCCCAUGAACCAUUUCGCGGGGAAGGUAGUUGUGCACGCUCAAGAUAACCUCAUGAAGACUCGGGAUGAGCGUGUAGCGCUGAUGAACGAGAUUUUGGGUGCCAUCCGCAUGUUAAAGUUCAUGGCUUGGGAGCGAAGCUUCGAAGAACGGGUGAUGAAAAUUCGAGCAAAGGAACUGAAAUAUCAGAAAUUGAACUACACCAUAGAGACGCUCUUCAACGCUAUCUGGAAUGGAUCACCUAUAUUGGUAACGCUAGUGUCGUUCUGGCACUUCGCUGUUAUACGGCAGCAGACUCUGACGCCUUCCAUUGCGUUCACGUCGGUGCUCUUUUCGGAGAUGAAGUUCGCGCUGAACGCCUUGCCUGAGACAUUAAUCAACAUGCUUCAGAGUGCCGUGUCCCUGCGCCGCAUCGAAAAGUAUCUCAAUGGGGCCGAGGUGACGCCCGUCCCUCCUCUCGAAAGCGAGAACUACGCCAUUGCAUUGCAGUCGGCUACGGUUACUUGGCCUCAGGACCGCUCCCGUUCGUCAAGUCGUCCGGUGUCUGUGGCGUCUACCCCGAAGCAUAAGUUUGUCCUCACGGAUCUGAGCAUGAACUUCCCAGUUGGCGAGCUGUCCCUCAUUUGUGGCAAGUUGGGAUCGGGAAAGACACUACUACUGCUUGCAUUGCUCGGCGAGGCGGAUAUCCUGGCCGGUCAGCUGAAGAGUCCUCGAUCGCGACCUGAUGCUAUCGCAUCCUUCACGGGGUUCGUGCCGAAGGAGGACGAGUGGGCAAUUCCAGGCGUCUGUGCGUAUGUCCCACAGUCUGCAUGGCUCAGGAACGCAUCCAUCAAGGAGAACAUCCUUUUCAAUCUUCCUUACGUGGAGCAACGCUACAAGAAGACUCUGGAAGUCUGCGCGCUGGUAAGCGAUCUGAAGAUCCUCGAAGACGGUGACGAGGCCGAAAUUGGAGAGCGCGGCGUAAACUUGUCUGGCGGUCAGAAAGCGAGAGUAUCGCUCGCACGCGCUGUCUAUUCGCGUGCUUCCAUCCUCCUCUUGGAUGACGUACUCUCGGCCGUCGAUGCGCAUACGGCCCACCACCUCUAUCAUGAAUGUCUCACCGGUGAGCUGAUGCGAGGUAGGACUGUGAUCCUGGUGUCGCACCAUGUGCAGUUGUGCGCCCCCCGUGCGAGCUUUAUCGUCGCAUUGGAUAACGGGCGGGUCCAGUACCAAGGGGGUUACGAGGACUUCGGGACUUCAGGAGUGCUAAGCACUCUUGUACAGUCCAAUACUGCAGAUCCCUCGGACGAUAAAGAAGAAGCAGCGGUUGCUACCGUCGAAGAAGAGAUAGAAGAGGUAGAGAUACAAGCUCAGUCUGGAUCCCAAACAGAAUUCAACUCUGAAACGAGUUCCACGGCUGCUACAAAUGCCGAUUCAGAGGUGAAAGCCGAGAAGAAGAAGUCUCCGCGUAAACUCGUAGAGGAAGAAAAGAGGGCCGUAGGUCGGAUUGGCAAAGACAUAUGGGCCACGUACGUGAAGGCAUGCGGUGAUCAUUGGUACUGGAUCCUGUUCGCUCUGUCUCUCCUUCUGGCCACUCUCAGUCCGGUCUUCGAGAAUGGCUGGCUAAAGGUCUGGUCUGGUACAGCUUACAGCGGAGACGCCCGUAGUCCGGUCUUCUACAUCAGCGUAUACGCUGCAGUGAGACUCGUGUUGACAACUGUCAGAUGGUUUGUAUUGUAUCAUGGCUCUAUCCAUGCAUCUACCGUACUAUAUAAGAGACUGCUGGAGGCUGUUCUCUUCGCUCAUAUCCGGUUCCACGACACUGUGUCCCGCGGUCGCUUACUCAAUAGAUUUGGGAAAGAUUUCGAAGGCACAGUUACAUAUGGCCUGUCAGACAACUUUGGGCGUAGCAUAAUGUAUGGCUUGAAUGUCCUGACUACACUGAUCACCAUCAGUGUGGUAGGCGGCUUGCCCUUCCUCAUCAGCGCCAUUAUUUUGGGAUUCAUAUAUUUCAAUGGUGUGUCUGAUCGUGACGUCUAUGGCCAAACAUCUCGAGACAUGCGUCGAUUGGAUUCCGUGACGCGGUCUCCGCUUUACUCCAUCUACGGUGAGACAAUAUCGGGCGUGACCAUUAUCCGAGCUUUCGGAGCCUCUUCCAAGUUCCUCCGAGACAUGCUGCGUUGCGUUGACACAAAUACGAAUCCAUACUACUGGAUGUGGGGAGUGAAUCGUUGGUUGUCUGCUCGAUACAAUCUGCUCUCCAGCGCCGUAGUCGGCAUCACGGGCUUAGUUGCGAUCUUCACUCCUCGCAUUGACGCAUCUUUGGCGGGCUUCGCCUUAGCGUUCGCAUCAACAGUUACAAACGACCUCCUAUUCUUGGUAAGGCGGUUCGUCGGGUUGGAACAAUCCAUGGUUGCACUAGAAAGGGUCAAAGAGUACUCUGAAUUACCACGUGAGCCGCCGGAAUACCUUGAGCCUUGGCCCCCACCAUCUUGGCCGUCUGCUGGUGAAAUCAAGGCUGAAAACUUGGUAAUCCGUUAUGCUCCCGAAUUACCAAAUGUCUUGCACAAUCUAAACUUCGAGAUAAGACCCGGGGAAAAGGUCGGAAUCCUGGGCCGGACUGGCUCGGGUAAGAGUACCCUGGCAUUAUCAUUCUUCCGUUUCGUGGAAGCCACAGAGGGGCGAAUCCUCAUCGACGACCUUGAUAUUUCUCAGAUUGGAUUAAGCGACCUACGCAGUAGAUUAACGAUCAUUCCUCAGGAUCCUACGAUCUUGAGUGGAACGGUCAGAUCAACGCUUGACGUAUUCGGGGAGUAUGACGAUGCACAAAUUUACGAGGCGUUGCGUCGCGUGCAUCUCAUUCCAUCCGACGAUAGCCCAGAAGCUGUCGAGACCGAGAACGCGAACGUUUUCCGUGACCUGGAUUCUUCAGUCUCUGAGGGUGGAGAGAACUUCUCUACCGGCGAAAAACAGCUUUUAUGCAUGGCGCGGGCGAUCCUCAAGCGGACCAAAGUACUUGUUAUGGAUGAGGCCACCGCUAGUGUCGACUAUGCCACGGAUGAGCUCAUCAGCAAGACAAUACGGCACGAAUUUGCCGAUAGCACUAUCCUUACGAUUGCACACAGGCUUCGGACUGUCAUUGAUUACGACAGAGUAAUGUUGCUGGAAGAGGGUCACAUUAUGGAAUUCGACACUCCGUCCACCCUGCUAUCUAACCCAUCCUCCAAAUUCUAUGGCCUUUGCAAGGCAACCGGAAGGAACGAGUUUGCAAUGCUCAAAAAGCUUGCUGGCGUGUAA